AUGAGAGAGUAAGCAAUAGAACUAAAAUAAUAAGGUUGAGAUAAGAGACAAUGUCACGCAGGAGUAUUGUCUAACGGUGGUGACACACACACUUCUACAGUCACUCUAAGUUAUAAACAGAAUAUUUCAAAGAAAGUACAGUCUGUGCCAAAAUUGAAACCAGUUUACUUCCAAGAUAUUCUGACAUAGGCGUCAAAAGCAGAUAGCGACAACCAGAGACUGUUUUCCAGGUAGAGAAAUUAGUCACGGACUCGCCCCGCCAAAACAAGACACUUCUUUUUCAGCACAAGAACGACAAAACUAGCCACCGCCAAAACAAGACUGAUUUUUAGUGCUAGGAUGGAUGUGUCUGACUUUGACGGUGGUGUAUCUUGACAUCGCCCCGCUCCUACCCUCCACUCAAUCCAAAUGUCACUCAGGCACCUUCUACCCCAACACACAAGUCACUCACCCACCACCCCACCCACAAGUCAGCCUUCAUUCUUAGUGCUCAGGCUGGUCACAACUUUUCUUAGUUCUUCAGCUUGUUCACUUGUCAUAUUGACAGUGAUCGUGGCUAGUCCUAGGACAUAGUAUUUCCAGACGCACUUCACAUAUAAUUUAGAUUUCCAUAUUAUAUAUGUUUCUCUGGCAUUUUCGGCCGGUAAAAUGGAUUCAAGACAUACGGUGAAGGGAAAGAAGAAGUUGGUUCUUUCAGCCAGGAGAAUGAAAAGGCGGCUACCACCAGAAUUUCAUGCUAACAGACGUAGAAGGAUUGAAGAACAAACCUUAUCGCUCGAAGCGCCUUCAUCUUCCCAGGCUGACAGUGUUUCAGCAGAUGCCAUUUCUGUAUCCACUGAGAACUUUCAACCCAGUGCAACGUCAACUCCUAAAGGAAAGAAGAGAAGACCACACAACAGAAAAGUACCAGUGCAUUUGAUGAAAUGGAGAUUACAGCAAAAGAUAUCUAAAGGAGAAGAAAAAUCAGGGCCAUCAACAUCUUCUUCCACCUUAUAGUCAAAUCUAAAAAAAAGCGUCCUUGAUGGCACCUCUGAUUUUGCUACAAUUGUGCCACCAUUCCCCUCAAUUGGUCUACAACCAGCUUUGAACCAUGAGAUUGAUACCACCUCAAUGCGAAAUAGUGGAGUUUCUUACGUGGAGAGUAACGUCUGUGAUACUUUACUAACAAGGUAUGUCAUCAUCUCAACUUACAACUAAUUUCAUAUAUACGAAUAUGGUGUUCUCUAUACUUCCUAACAAGUAGAAUGUAUUUUGGUCACUGGUCCACUUUUUUCUAUAUUCUAUUGUUUUUUUCAACUGUUAUAUAAAGCUUUGUUGGAUCAACCCACAUUAUUACUCAUUGAGAAAUAUGAUUUUGGACUAGUAUUGUCUUGCAAGAGAAGAUUCACAAUAAGAUCAAUUUUAUUAGAAGUUGAAUGAUUCAGCUAGGUUGUGUUGAAGGCGUUUGUAGAUGCUAAACAAGAACGAGAAUAAUUUUUCAUAGUUAAUAUUUGAUACUUUUAGUAAGAUAAA
Molecule: messenger RNA, 1512 nt
Organism: Nilaparvata lugens (brown planthopper)
Lineage: Eukaryota; Metazoa; Arthropoda; Insecta; Hemiptera; Delphacidae
Exons: 4
Coding region: 649-996 (115 amino acids)
Source: RefSeq, a predicted model, not a curated record